Molecule: messenger RNA, 2471 nt
Organism: Antrostomus carolinensis (chuck-will's-widow)
Lineage: Eukaryota; Metazoa; Chordata; Aves; Caprimulgiformes; Caprimulgidae
Product: arf-GAP with coiled-coil, ANK repeat and PH domain-containing protein 2
Exons: 15
Coding region: 41-1672 (543 amino acids)
Cellular component (GO): endosome membrane
Molecular function (GO): protein binding; GTPase activator activity
Source: RefSeq, a predicted model, not a curated record
GGAUCAGUUGGCUGUAGAUGCUGCAAAGGAGAAGAGAGAUAUGGAGCAAAAGCACUCCACUAUUCAACAAAAGGAUUAUUCCAGUGAUGAUACUAAACUAGAAUACAAUGUAGAUGCAGCCAAUGGUAUUGUUAUGGAAGGUUAUCUAUUUAAGCGAGCCAGCAAUGCCUUCAAGACUUGGAACAGGCGCUGGUUCUCAAUACAAAAUAACCAACUUGUGUACCAGAAGAAAUUUAAGGAUAAUCCCACAGUGGUUGUUGAAGACUUGCGGCUUUGCACAGUUAAACACUGUGAGGACAUAGAAAGACGCUUCUGUUUUGAGGUGGUUUCUCCAACAAAAAGCUGCAUGCUUCAGGCUGACUCGGAAAAGCUGCGACAGGCAUGGAUUAAAGCUGUCCAGACCAGUAUUGCUACAGCUUACAGAGAGAAAGGGGAUGAAUCUGAGAAACAGGAAAAGAAAUCAUCCCCUUCUACUGGAAGCCUAGAAUCUGGCAGUGAGACAAAAGAGAAGUUGUUGAAGGGAGAAAGUGCUCUACAGCGAGUUCAGUGUAUUCCUGGUAACGCUGCCUGCUGUGAUUGUGGUUUGGCAGAUCCUCGCUGGGCCAGUAUCAACUUGGGAAUCACGUUGUGCAUUGAGUGCUCUGGCAUUCACAGGAGCUUGGGAGUCCACUUUUCAAAAGUAAGAUCUUUAACACUGGAUUCAUGGGAACCUGAACUUCUAAAGCUUAUGUGUGAAUUGGGAAAUGAUGUUAUAAAUAGAAUAUAUGAAGCGAAGCUGGAAAAAGUGGGAGUAAAGAAGCCACAACCUGGAAGCCAAAGGCAGGAAAAGGAGGCAUACAUCAGGGCAAAAUAUGUGGAAAGAAAGUUUGUAGAGAAGCAGCCUGCAUCAGUAUCUCCGCUUGAAUCUGGAACAAAAGUUUUGCCUCAAAGUCGGGAAGAGAAAAGGCACAGUGGCCCUGAAAAAUCCCUUUUGGCAGGGGAACAAGGUGCAGCAUCCCAAAAAGUACGAAGCAUUGACAGUGGGAUCCAGCAGAGUGCUGAUGACAGCAGAGAACACCUUGCCUCUACUAUAUCAACCAACAGUUUGUAUGAACCAGAAGGAGACAAGCAAGAGUCUUCUGUGUUCUGUGACUCCAAACAGCCUAGUCCAGGACUGCAGCUGUAUCGAGCUGCCUUUGAGAAGAAUCUUCCUGAUAUGGCAGAAGCAUUGGCUCAUGGAGCUGAAGUAAACUGGGUCAACGUAGAAGAAAACAAAGCAACACCACUCAUUCAGGCAGUGCAAGGGGGUUCGUUGGUUACUUGUGAAUUCUUGCUGCAGAACGGGGCCAAUGUGAAUAUCAGGGACAUGAAAGGAAGAGGACCCUUGCACCAUGCCACGGUUCUGGGACAUACUGGACAAGUGUGUUUAUUCCUAAAACGAGGAGCAAACCAACAUGCCACUGAUGAAGAUGGGAAAGAUCCAUUGAGUAUAGCAGUAGAAGCUGCAAAUGCAGAUAUUGUAACAUUGUUACGUUUAGCAAGGAUGAAUGAAGAAAUGCGUGAAUCGGAAGGACUCUAUGGACAGCCAGGAGAUGAAAUUUAUCAGGACAUUUUUCGUGACUUUUCUCAAAUGGCAUCAAAUAAUCCAGAGAAGCUAAACCGUUUCCAGCAGCCAGAUUCACAGAAGUCUUAAGUGUCAAGAAGGAAAAGAACCUGAUCCUUAGAGUGCAAGUCUUUUUUUUACUUUAACAGAAUGAAUUAUAUGCAUUUUGUUAGAUAGCUUGGAUAAAAAUACCACUCCAGUGUAGCUUUAGAUUGUGGUAGCUGGGGAAAUGUAUGAGUUUUUUUAUGUUCUACAGUAUGUAUACCUCAGCAGCUGAAGAAAAUGCUUAAAACCAGGAAUACCUGCUAGCUCAGUACAAAAAUAGCGCCUGCUAGCACGUCCGGAGUUUGUCUGCAGUUCAGUUCGUACAUAACGUUAGCAGAGCGCAGCUGGACGCGUUGCAGACUCCGGGUGGCAGGAUGAUGAGACCAGCUUUGCUGUUCAGUGUCCCCUACUGUCAUCUGUCUCCCUGUGGCCAUAAAGAAUGUGGCUCUGAGAAGAAGGUCUGGGUUGCAUUUUCUAGGACUGUUUGGAAGGGAAAUGGGGCAAUGACUUGCUGAGUUGCCCUUCUGUCUGCGGGCUUGUAAAUUAACAGAUUCUGUUGUUCCUGUGCUGACUGUGGUUAGAGGUAAGCUGUCAAUAACAAGACAUGGUAACUUCUGCUCCUUUGCAAGCUCUUUUUCAGUGGAAGCUUUAACACCAGGCUGGCCUUUAUGCUGGUGACUGCGGGUCAGUCACAAUAGGUGUAUAUCCUGGAGGACCAAACUUCUAAGAGCAAUCUAUUUUCCUUCCCCUCUGUCCCCUCUUAAAUUAAACUUUCUGUGAAGCAAGUAUGCUUUUAAUUGAGCAUGUGGAAGCAUUCAUGAAAAAUAAACUUAAUCUUGCUAGA